AUGGGGCUGCGCGUGGAGGUGCGCGGCUGCGUCUGGAGGUGCUGCUCCCUAGUCUGGGCCGUGACUGAGGGUGAAGGCCGAGUCUCACGCGUUUUUGUAGCCCCCACCAGACUGCGCAGGUGGCCGGCCCUCACUGAAUGCGGGGUUAAUUUAACUCGGGCUCUGUGUGAGUGGAUGAUUCAGGUUGCCAGAGACAGAACCCUCAGCUUAGCAUGGGAGGUAGCUCCCCUCUUGACCCUGAGUUCAUCUGAGGUUGACUUGGAAGGUGUGGGCACCAUUUGGCCCAGUUCUUACAGCUCUGAAGAGAGCAUCAGGAAUGGGGCUGAGCAGCCAAGACAGCUUUCCAUCCAGAACUGUCCCUCCCACUCUGUGACUGCCCUGCCUGUGCCCAUGAGGGGUGAGAGUCAGGCGACCUCAUGCCAAGUAUAGAAAGGGGCACGGCCGGGCGCGGUGGCUCAAGCCUGUAAUCCCAGCACUUUGGGAGGCCGAGACGGGCGGAUCACGAGGUCAGGAGAUCGAGACCAUCCUGGCGAACAUGGUGAAACCCCGUCUCUACUAAA
Molecule: messenger RNA, 560 nt
Organism: Macaca mulatta (Rhesus monkey)
Lineage: Eukaryota; Metazoa; Chordata; Mammalia; Primates; Cercopithecidae
Gene: STH
Product: saitohin
Source: RefSeq, a predicted model, not a curated record